Molecule: messenger RNA, 2268 nt
Organism: Cavia porcellus (domestic guinea pig)
Lineage: Eukaryota; Metazoa; Chordata; Mammalia; Rodentia; Caviidae
Product: holocytochrome c-type synthase
Exons: 7
Coding region: 177-992 (271 amino acids)
Biological process (GO): cytochrome c-heme linkage
Cellular component (GO): mitochondrion
Molecular function (GO): holocytochrome-c synthase activity
Source: RefSeq, a predicted model, not a curated record
AAGCUGAGCUACCACGCCAGUUGUGACCGAAGCGACAGCGGUGACCCGGUGAGGUGAAGGUAGUGGUAGGCGGUGGUUGCUCCUUGGUCUCUGACUGGGGCUGGCGGCUAGUGGUGGAGCAGGCGGCUUGAGCUGGACAUUUAAAAUUGUUUGGAGUCAACACUUUGAUUCCAGCCAUGGGUUUGUCAGCAUCUACUCCUGCUGUUGCAGUUCAGACCCCAAAAGCUUCAGAUCAUCAGACAGCAUCACCACCCUCAGGAUGCCCAAUGCAUGAAAGGAAGAGUCAAGGCUGUCCAGUAAGUGAGGAACCAUCCAGUCCAACUAGUGACAGCAAAACUUACUCUGUGCCUGCCCACCAGGAUCGAGCGUACGACUAUGUGGAGUGCCCCUUUACCCAUGCCAGGGCCGAUAAGGAGAACCUGGAUCCUUCAAAUCUGAUGCCACCACCUAAUCAAACACCAGCCCCAGAUCAGCCAUUUGCUUUGUCUACGGUCAGAGAAGAAUCAUCCAUUCCAAGAGCAGACUCUGAGAAAAAGUGGGUCUACCCUUCAGAACAGAUGUUCUGGAAUGCAAUGUUAAGGAAAGGGUGGAAGUGGAAGGAUGAGGAUAUUAGUCAGAAAGAUAUGUAUAAUAUCAUAAAGAUUCACAAUCAGAAUAACGAGCAGGCCUGGAAGGAGAUUUUGAAGUGGGAAGCCCUUCAUGCUGCGGAGUGUCCUUGUGGUCCCUCAUUGAUCCGAUUCGGAGGGAAAGCAAAGCAGUAUUCACCAAGGGCCAAAAUUCGUUCCUGGAUGGGGUAUGAGUUGCCUUUUGACAGGCAUGAUUGGAUCAUCAACCGCUGCGGGACGGAAGUUAGAUACGUGAUCGAUUACUAUGAUGGUGGCGAAGUGAACGAGAACUACCAGUUCACCAUCCUGGAUGUGCGCCCCGCCUUGGAUUCGCUUUCUGCUGUAUGGGACAGAAUGAAGGUUGCUUGGUGGCGCUGGACGUCAUAACCAAUGUUUUAUUUGUGAUGGAAAAAUAUAAACUAUUUUUUUUCUGAAGUGUACAUUAUACUAUUUCCCUAAACUGAGUCCCACUCAUGAUUUAAGAAGAGUUUGAAGUGGGCAGACACAUUUCAUCGUUUACUUAGUGAGAGACACCCUCUCCAUUAACCUCUGAGUCCUGUUUGCCUUGCACUCCAUAGCAGACCAUUUUAAGUUUUCCUCCCUCUUCAUUCAGGUGGGCAGCAGUCUUUUGGCUUUCCCUUUAACUUCGCUAUUGCUUGUUUAGUUCAUCUAAAAAAAGUCUUAACUGCUGUAAAAGAACUUUUGAAAAAUGUUCAGAGUUGUCUUGUUUUUUUCAGGAAUGAGAUGUAAAACCUGAAAUUCAGUGCAAUGUUCAUGAACUUUUUCGUGGUCAAGUAUUAUAACUGAAACUUAGAAACAAGACAUAGUUACACUUUUUAAAAAAUGACCAGCAAUUCUAAAGACCCUGCAAUGUAGUAGUAGCCCUGAAUGAAAUGUAAAGGUAUAUACUGCAAAUGUAUUCAGCAAGAAUAAGCAUGUCUCAGCUCUCCAAAUUUUCAUUAAGUGAGUUUUUCACACCGGACCUUGUUAUAGAAAUUUAAGCCACCGGGAAGCAGUAAUCCACAUAUUUUGAACACGUAUUUUAACUUUAAAUUUUUCCUCUUUAUUCCUAUAAUUCUAAUUUGUAAGUCUGCUUCCCCCAAAACAGGUAUCAUUGUCCCUGGCAUUUGACAGGUCAUCCCAACCUGGAGUUCCAUUCCUUCCCAGCCGGGGAGCUUUCCUUCCAGUCGGCUGAAUCCAAACCCUGAGAGCACGGCUGAAGUCACAGAGCCAGAGCUGAUCCCUCUGUAAACCAUGAGGACAUUCGGCUGUGGGUUAAAGUUCACAAGAAGAGUGUUUUUCCUCAAAUGUAGAGUAUUUGCAUCAAUUCAGAGUCUUGAAUUUGUUUUUGUUUUAAGGAAGCUCUAAAUUUGCUGUUGGAAUUCUUUGUUUCAGUAAUCCACAGACUGGUUAUUCUAAUUAUAGCAGCAUGUUGCAAAUCAUUGUUUUUUCUUCAUUGCUGUUAACAUUAAAUCUUUCAUUUUUCCUGAAAACUAGUGUUAAAUUAGUGGAUGGAACUGGCAGUCUGAAUGAUUAUCUUGCUGUGGAUUUCUCUGUUAUGUCAGUUCUGUGUGGGAUUUUAAAAAAUCAACAAUUUUAAGUUGUACAUGUCAAAUAUUUAUAUUUUUUAAAUAAAGCUGAUAGUCAAUGGAUUUGAAAAAUA